Messenger RNA from Lacerta agilis (Sand lizard), 1706 nucleotides. It is a transcript of the gene CDCA7L, whose product is annotated as cell division cycle associated 7 like. Gene Ontology annotation, biological process: regulation of DNA-templated transcription. The transcript has 10 exons. NCBI's taxonomy places the organism in Eukaryota, Metazoa, Chordata, Lepidosauria, Squamata, Lacertidae. The coding region runs from base 160 to 1515 and encodes 451 amino acids. The record is from RefSeq and is a predicted model, not a curated record. Gene Ontology annotation, cellular component: nucleus.
GCGACUCUUGUCUGCGGGGCAAGUUUCGAAAGAACCCGCGCAGCUCAGCCCCUUCGCAUCUCCCGCCACCGGACUGUUCCAUUCCGAUCUCGGGGAGAGUCCUUGGUGCCCAUUGCGCACGGAGACCCCAACCACGAGCUCCUCUGCCCAGCAGACCUGAUGCUCAAAUUGGCUGAUAUAUUUAAUACUCCAAGUGAUGAUGAAGAUUUUCUUGGGUUUGGAGCGGAUGUUCCCAUGGAAACACUGUCACUGGAAGACAGCUGUGAGAGUUUUGAUUCACUAGAGUCAAGAAAAAAGGACAUUCAUUUUCAGCCCAAGCACCUGACUGAGAAACUGAGAGAGAUUUUCAGAGAAGACACAGAGUCAGAAAAUGAAGCGUUUGAAGGAUUUGAAGUAAAUGGAGAUGAUGAUAUGGAGGCAGUGGAAUCAGAUCCAGAAAAUGAUCCAUUAUCCUUGAUGGCAGCAGAACCAGAAGAAGAAGUGGCGGUGGAGGAAGGUAGAGGAAAUGCUUCCUCCAGGAGAAGUAGCUUUGGCCUUCGUGUGGCAUUGCAGUUUCCUACCAAGAAAUCUGCUGAGAAGAGGGCACCUAAAAGACGUUCUUCUAAGUUCUGCUUGAUGGACAGUAAACACCCUUGCUCUCUUACACAAAUAAAAAAUAAUAAAACUUGGAAAGUGGCAGAUCAGGAAGCAUCUUCAGGGUCUGAGGAAGAUUCUAAAGAGGAAGAUUCUAAAGAGGCAUCAAAUGAAAGCUCUAGUGCACUACUUAAAAGAGCCAUGAAUAUAAAAGAAAACAAAGCCAUGCUUGCUCAGUUAUUAGCAGAACUGAAUUCUAUACCUGACUUAUUUCCAGUGAAAACCCCUACCUCAACUCCUUCGAAACAGAAGAAAACGCCAAGGAGAAUGUUUUCAGAAGGCCAGAUAGAGCGUCGAACAAACCCAACCAGAAAUGCUCGUCCCCCGGAGAAAUUUGCCUUGGAAAACUUCACAGCUUCUGCUGUCAGAUUUGCAGAGCAGCUUAACAGUUUGAGACAACAAAAGCUCUUAAAGAAAAGACUAAAAGGGAGUGACAAUUUGGGCCCACCUAAAAGACGGAGAUCAUCAAAAUACGGUUCAAACCGAACAGUCGAAGAUAUUACAGACGAAGAUUUAGAAAACAUUGCAAUAACAGUUAAAGAUAAAAUCUACGAUAAAGUCCUGGGAAGCACAUGCCAUCAGUGUCGACAGAAGACUAUCGAUACUAAGACAGUUUGUCGUCAUGAAGGCUGUGGGGGUGUGAGGGGACAGUUCUGUGGACCAUGCCUACGUAAUCGCUACGGAGAAGAUGUGAAAGCAGCACUUCUAGACCCAGACUGGUUCUGCCCUCCAUGCCGUGGGAUCUGUAACUGCAGCUACUGUCGCAAACGUGAUGGUCGUUGUGCCACAGGAAUGCUCAUUCAUUUGGCAAAGUUUUACGGUUAUGAUAAUGUAAAAGAAUAUCUUGAAAGCUUGCAAAAGCAACUUGCUGAAGAUGAUUGAAAAUGCCAGAUUGCAAACCUUCUCAACUUUUCAUUUUUUUUUGUACUUACAGAAGUCGUUACUUUUAAAAAUGGAUGUUGUACAUAUGACAAAAUUUUCUCAGGAAAAUACCUGCUAAAGGAAUCUGUGUUGUGCAUUAUUUGCCACAGUAUGCUGCAAAAAACUUUGGAGACUAAAACAGCUUCCAUUCA